AGCUUCCCAAGAUAUAUUUGACGAUUUCCAACUGAGCUUUCAAAGUACCAAAGUCACUGAAUGUGUAUGCCCCCCAGAGGUCAUUCAGAUAUCAACUCGUUUGCGCCCAUCAGAUUGGCAUAGUGUCACCAGUCCGAAGUAAUGACGUCGAACAAUGCCGCCGCCACGAUUGCUUCCCUCCGAACCUCAGCUCUUCCAGCGCUCACCGGAUUGAUGGGUACCAUGGGCAUCGCAACUGGGCUGUACAGCUUGAGGGCUCCUGUCAACGCCGAGACACUGUUUGGCAUCCUCGUCCCGGCUCCGGUCACUGCAUCCAAAGAACUUUCAACCUGGCAAAAAGCGCAGACCUACACCCGGGGCCUCAGGAACUUGGCUGGUGGACUGUCUAUCGUCGGGAUUACUGUGUUUUGGCGCUUCUCCUCGUUGUGCCAGUCGUCGCCAGUGGCCGCGCUGACAGCCAAGAGAUGCCUGGGGAUCAUCUUCUUGACGGGUAGCAUUAUCGGGGGAGGAGAUGGUCUUGUCAUCCGCCAGUUCGCUCAAGCGGAGGGCACCUCAGAGGAAGCAAGCGAGGUUGGCAAGCAGGCGGGUAUGGGACAUCUGGUCAUGGCGCUGCCGAUUCUGGCUCUCGGGCUCACUUGUUUCUUCAUAUGAGCGGCCUCUAGGCGCGCAGGCUCACACAUCUGGGGGUCAAGGUCGAACUCAUUGACCGCUGUAUUAGUAUAUUUCACGAGACAUCUCCCCCUCACCAGACAAAAAGGAUCAUGAACCAUACUGUCCUG
This is a messenger RNA of Cladophialophora immunda, 779 nucleotides long. RefSeq lists its product as uncharacterized. The transcript has a single exon. The record is from RefSeq and is a predicted model, not a curated record. Bases 142 to 651 code for a protein of 169 amino acids. Lineage: Eukaryota; Fungi; Ascomycota; Eurotiomycetes; Chaetothyriales; Herpotrichiellaceae.